Leishmania braziliensis MHOM/BR/75/M2904 is the source of this 1557-nucleotide messenger RNA. Its product is annotated as putative tRNA nucleotidyltransferase. Bases 1 to 1557 code for a protein of 518 amino acids. Gene Ontology annotation, biological process: tRNA 3'-terminal CCA addition. NCBI's taxonomy places the organism in Eukaryota, Euglenozoa, Kinetoplastea, Trypanosomatida, Trypanosomatidae. The transcript has a single exon. The record is from RefSeq and is a predicted model, not a curated record. Gene Ontology annotation, molecular function: RNA binding; ATP:3'-cytidine-cytidine-tRNA adenylyltransferase activity.
AUGCGGCUGGAGGCCGCCAUCUCCCCGGCACAUCAAAAAGUCUUCGACGUUCUGCUCAGCGUGGCUGCGGAAAGCAAGCUCGAGGCUACGCUGCGGGUAGCGGGAGGGUGGGUGCGGGACAUGUUGCUCGGGUUGCACUCAAACGACAUUGACAUUGCCAUUGAAACCCACCCAAACGCGGAGCCUGUCACAGGUGAGGCCUUCGCUCACCACGUAUCCAAGUACCAGCUGUUUCACGGCGACCGCAGCCACAAAGUGAGCGUCAUUCGUUCCAACCCGGCUCUCUCCAAGCACAUCGAAACUGCCACGCUGCGCGUCAACGAAAUACCGGUGGAGUUCUGCGCCCUCCGCAGCGACGUGUACACGGAUGAGUCGCGCAUACCCCAAGUACACCCGGCGGCUCCCUUGGAGGAUGCGCAGCGCCGUGACUUCACCAUCAACGCUCUCUUCUACAAUUUGCACACCGGCAUGGUGGAAGACUACACCACCGGCUUGGAGGAUCUGCGUCUGCGCAUCAUCCGGUGCCCACUGGAACCUCGAACGACCUUUACAGAUGACCCGCUUCGCCUACUGCGCGGCGUGCGUUUUGUUGGUCAGCUAGGUGCGCUCAACUUUUCGCUGGAUGAGUUGAUCACCAACUGUGUAGAUGACUCGCUUCUUGAUGUACUUCAACUGAAGGUGUCUCGCGAGCGUAUUGGGAAGGAGUUUGUGAAGAUGAUGACGGCCGCCCACCCGGAGCGGUGCAUCGCAUUACUGCAUGACAUGCACAUAUUGCAGCAUAUCCUGCUAGCCAGCGUGGUCAUGCGGCAGGCGCCCGGCAAGAAGCAGCUGUCGAGCGAGGUUGACCGAGUAGACAAGCUGAUAGAUCUUUAUCCGGAUGGAUCGAAAAGAAUGGAGACAGUGAUGCGACUGAGCUCUGUUGGCUUGCCGUGCCUCGUCAACAUUGGCGCGGCGGCUGAGUUGACCGAGGAGCAGCGCGUGGAAGUGGCGCUUUUCUUUCUACUUAUUCCUUUCUUUCGUGGCGCUACGGAGAGUAUUGAUGAGACGGUGCGCAAUGUUUGCGUUAAUGGGCUGAAGCUUCCGGUGGCGAGCUACGACUGUGUGCGACGCUUGAUCGACGCUUACAAUCAGCUUUAUGAGCAGUCCGUGACGAUGGAUGAGCUCGCCGUCGGGACACUUCACCCCGAAACAGUGAGGAAGGUAUUUGAUGCCUUGAGCACCCUCAACGACACGCGCGUCUUUUCUCAUGCCCUCCGAGUCGUUCUGCUAGCUUACAUGCUAAUCGAGGAAUCAGCUCACCAACUGUCAGGCGGUACACCGCAGCAGGUCACGAAAAACUUCUCCGCUGUGUGGGCACGUCUUGUCCAGCACCCUGUGCUACUUGGUGUCUUCCAGCUGAGCCUGCCCGUCAAUGGAAAGAGCCUGCAGGAGGUGUACGGCAUUCCACCCAAGAACGUUGGGGCAACUCUGCUGAAGAUGCGACUGAAGCUCGUGCUUUGCCCCCAAAUGACACCUGACGACGUUGCGCAGUGGCUGAGGGAAGGCGCGAAGAUAUGA